Zasmidium cellare ATCC 36951 is the source of this 858-nucleotide messenger RNA. RefSeq lists its product as uncharacterized. The transcript has a single exon. The record is from RefSeq and is a predicted model, not a curated record. Gene Ontology annotation, biological process: triglyceride catabolic process; phosphatidic acid biosynthetic process. Gene Ontology annotation, cellular component: lipid droplet; endoplasmic reticulum. Gene Ontology annotation, molecular function: acylglycerone-phosphate reductase (NADP+) activity; triacylglycerol lipase activity. The coding region runs from base 1 to 858 and encodes 285 amino acids. Lineage: Eukaryota; Fungi; Ascomycota; Dothideomycetes; Mycosphaerellales; Mycosphaerellaceae.
AUGUCGUCCAAUUCGAAGAAAUCCGUCCUCAUCACCGGCUGCUCGGAUGGUGGUCUUGGCGCAGCCUUAGCCGUGGCCUUCCACGAGGCCGGUCUGCACGUCUACGCCACAGCUCGCAAUCCCGAUAAGAUGAAGAACCUCCAGGCCAAAGGCAUCGAAACGUUGACGCUCGAUCUCAUGGACGACUCGUCAAUCACAGCAGCCGUGAAGAAGAUUUCACGCCUCGACAUUCUGGUGAAUAACGCCGGAGCCACCUACAUGAUACCUUUCUCCGACGCUUCCAUAAAGGAAGCCAAGAAUCUCUUCGAUCUCAACGUAUGGUCCUACGUCGCGGUGACACAAGCUUUCCUGCCUUUGCUCGUAGAGUCCAAGGGCACGAUUUUAAAUAACACCUCUGUCGCCGGUGCCGUCGUGGUGCCAUUCCAGUCGAUCUACAACGCCUCAAAAGCAGCGAUUUCGAUGAUCUCCGCCCAUCAGCGAGUAGAGCUCGCAGCGUUCGGCGUCAAGGUCGUCGAUCUGAAGACCGGAGCAGUGAAAUCCAACAUCUUCCAGAACAUGGACAACGACAAGGACCGCGGAACGAAGGUCGCUAAAGGAUCGUUGUAUGAGCCGGCCCGAGAGGAUGUCGAGACGGUGCUCAGGGGCGAUAAAGUCGCAGGCGCUGCUGUUCUGGCAAGCAAGUGGGCAGAGGGCGUUGUUUCGCAGGUCCUGAAAACUUCGCCGCCUCACAAUGUUUGGGCUGGGGCGACGGCGUUGCUCUGUCGCUUCCUUGCCAUGCUUCCAACCUGGCUUAGCGAUGCCCUGACGAAGAAUGCGUUCGGCGUGGAUAAAGUCGAGAAGACGCUUUCGAAAUCUUAA